AUGCCCGGCGUACUCACCCAGUCGACAUCCAAGGUCCCCGGCAAGAGAGUCUUGCAGGACACAACCCACUCGCGUCGAAACCAGCAAGCAUCGCCACAGAAGAGGAGGAAGCUUGAGGACUCGAAACCGGCGUUCAAGGGCACAGCGGCGAGGAAGGGACCAAAUGGCAGCUUUAUUGGCUCAAGCCAGACGAAGAGCAAGUUCGAAGAGGAGGUGCUGGAGAAGCUCACACAGGAUAUCGAUUCUUUGAAGCACAACAAUGCCGAGAAAGACCAGCAAUGGGCCCGUCCCAGCCUCGACACAUUCAAUGAGAAGACGGACACGGUCAGCUUUCAGUCCAUUGACGCCGAGGAAGGAACACUCCAUGGUGGCAAGGCUACGGUCAAGCUCUUUGGAGUGACAGAAGCCGGCCAUUCGGUGCUGCUCCACGUCACUGACUUCCUCCACUACCUUUACGUAGCUGCUCCGAUUGCUUUCACCAAGAACGACUGCGAGCCUUUUAAGAUCUUUCUGGAAUCGAAUCUGGCUCAGCAUCAGGCUGCCAUUCACUCGGUGCAGUUGGUGCUGCGAGAGAACCUGUUCGGCUUCCAAGGAAAUCAGAAGAGUCCUUACCUCAAGAUUACCGUCACGGACCCCAAGUUCAUCAACAGGCUCCGCACAGCGGUCGAAAGCGGAAAUGCAAACUACAAGGGCAUGUGGAAGGUUGCGGAGGGCGGCAUCCUCACCUUCGACAGCAUUCAGUACGUGCUACGAUUCAUGAUUGACACGAAAAUUUCCGGCAUGUCGUGGGUUUCUAUCAACGCUGGAAAGUACCACAUGAUUCCCGAGAGAGACCGCCACUCGACAUGUCAGAUUGAAGCGUACUGUCAUUAUCGAGAUAUCAUCGCGCAUCCCACAGAUGGAGAGUGGGCGAAGAUGGCGCCGCUUCGCGUUCUGAGUUUCGAUAUCGAAUGUGCUGGUCGCAAAGGUGUCUUCCCAGAAGCCAACAUCGAUCCCGUCAUUCAGAUUGCCAAUGUUGUCACCCGAUAUGGAGAGGAGAAGCCGUUCGUCCGCAACGUGUUCUGCAUGGAUACAUGCAGCCUCAUCGUCAACACGCAGCUCUUCGAAUUUGACGCUGAGGAGAAGAUGCUAAUGGCGUGGCGAGACUUUCUCGAAGAAGUCGAUCCGGAUGUCAUCAUCGGAUACAACAUCUCGAACUUCGACUUCCCGUAUCUUCUGGAUCGCGCAGCCCAUCUCAAAGUUGGACGAUUCGCCUUCUGGUCUCGACUGAAGAACGUCAAGUCGCAGGCUAAGGACACCAACUUCUCCAGCAAGCAGAUGGGCAAUCGAGAUACCAAGGCAACCAAUAUUGAUGGCCGAUUGCAGCUCGACCUGCUGCAGUUGAUUCAGCGCGAUUAUCACCUGCGUAGCUACACCCUGAACUCGGUAUCUGCCCACUUCCUGAACGAGCAAAAGGAAGAUGUGCACCACACCAUGAUCACUGAACUCUACAACGGAACACCAGAGUCCAGACGACGUUUGGCGGUCUAUUGUUUGAAAGAUGCCUACUUACCACAACGAUUGAUGGACAAGCUCAUGUGUCUCGUCAACUACACCGAAAUGGCAAGAGUCACGGGCGUGCCGUUCAACUACCUACUUUCAAAGGGCCAACAGAUCAAGUUUAUCAGUCAGCUUUUCCGAAAGGCCUUGGAGCAACAGCUCGUGGUGCCGAACCUGAAGUCCGAGGCAAGCGACGAGCAGUACGAAGGUGCCACGGUCAUCGAACCCACACGAGGAUAUUACGAUGUCCCUGUCGCUACUCUGGAUUUUGCUUCUCUGUACCCCAGUAUCAUGCAGGCACAUAACCUCUGCUACACGACGCUACUCAAUAAGAAUGCCGUUGAGAAGUUGAAUCUCAAGAAAGAUGAAGACUACAUUGUCACGCCAAACGGGGACCUCUUUGCCACAACAAAAGUCCGGAAGGGUCUUCUCUCCCAAAUUCUGGAGGAAUUGCUGGGAGCCAGAAAGCGGGCGAAAAAGGAGCUUGCUGUUGAGACAGAUCCGUUCAAGAAGGCUGUGCUCAAUGGUCGUCAGCUGGCCUUGAAGAUCAGCGCAAACUCGGUCUACGGUCUUACGGGAGCCACUGUCGGUAAACUGCCCUGUUUGGCGAUCGCCAGUAGUACCACCUCGUACGGCCGACAAAUGAUCGAAAAGACGAAAGAGGAAGUCGAAAACCGCUAUACCAUUGCCAACGGAUAUAGUCAUGAUGCCCAAGUCAUCUACGGUGACACUGACUCUGUGAUGGUCAAGUUCGGACCGAAUGAUCUGGCCAAGACUAUGGAGCUGGGCCAGGAUGCUGCGGAGUACGUUUCGAGCAAAUUCAUCAAGCCGAUCAAACUGGAAUUCGAGAAGGUGUACUAUCCAUACCUGCUGAUCAACAAGAAGCGAUACGCUGGCUUGUACUGGACGAACACGGAGAAAUACGACAAGAUGGACACCAAGGGCAUUGAAACUGUGCGGCGAGAUAACUGCAGGCUUGUACAGACUGUCAUUGAGACGAGUCUAAAGAUGUUGCUCAUCGACCAGGACGUCCAAGGCGCUCAAGAGUAAGCGUCUCCCUUCCUUGCCGCAGGCAACCAAAUUCCUUAUUUUAGAAUUUACUGACCAAGCUUCUUUGCUCUCGUUACAGCUAUGUCAAGGAUACCAUCUCCGAAUUACUCCAGAAUCGUAUCGACAUGUCAAAUCUCGUCAUUACCAAAGCUCUAAGCAAAAGCGAUUAUGCAUCCAAGCAAGCGCAUACCGAACUCGCCGAACGCAUGCGCAAGCGAGAUGCCGGCUCCGCGCCUGCUCUUGGUGAUCGCGUGGCGUAUGUGAUGGUCAAAGGCGCCGCAGGCUCCAAAGGCUACGAAAAGUCGGAAGAUCCCAUCUUCGUGCUGGAGAACAAUCUUCCCAUUGACACGAAAUACUACCUCGACAAUCAACUUGCCAAACCUCUUGGUCGGAUCUUCGAACCUAUCUUAGGUGAGAAGAAAGCCGGGUCUCUGCUUACAGGCGAGCACACACGUUCCAUCUCCGUUGCAGCACCUACAAUGGGCGGAUUGAUGAAAUUUGCGAAGAAGACGGAGACUUGCCUUGGAUGCAAGAAGCCUUUGGUGACCAAGGAAGAAACGGGUGGCGCAGUGGGAGAGGAAUGCAGACCGCGUUUUGCGGAACUGUAUCAGCGUAGUCUGAGCAAAGUGUCGGAACUGGAGGUGCGGUUUGCUCGGCUAUGGACGCAGUGUCAGCGGUGUCAAGGGAGCAUGCACAAUGAGGUGAUUUGUUCGAGUAGGGAUUGUCCCAUCUUCUACAUGCGCAUGAAGGCCAAGAAGGAUGUGGAGGAUGCCGGCAAAGAGAUCUUGCGAUUUGAUCGGGACGCCACGUUGUGGUGA
Molecule: messenger RNA, 3407 nt
Organism: Lecanosticta acicola
Lineage: Eukaryota; Fungi; Ascomycota; Dothideomycetes; Mycosphaerellales; Mycosphaerellaceae
Source: the annotation of a GenBank genome assembly